Messenger RNA from Epinephelus moara (kelp grouper), 9387 nucleotides. RefSeq names its product zinc finger protein 609-like. Bases 1086 to 5318 code for a protein of 1410 amino acids. Lineage: Eukaryota; Metazoa; Chordata; Actinopteri; Perciformes; Serranidae. Gene Ontology annotation, biological process: regulation of transcription by RNA polymerase II. The record is from RefSeq and is a predicted model, not a curated record. Gene Ontology annotation, cellular component: nucleus. The transcript has 9 exons.
UACAGGUUGAGGAUCUGGUUAAAGUACAUGCUUUAAUGUUCAAAUUUGAGGACCUUUGACAGAUUUGGACAUUGCAGAGGGUCACUUAUAGUAUACAACCCAACAUGUGGGUUAAGUCUGUCCUCUCUAGAUAACACAUGAAGGGACCCCAGAUGUUCUGAAAGAGUGAUUGAUUACCUCUGAUAGUGUAUGUAAUUUUUUUCCAAGGGCAGAGAUGUUGAUAGUUCAGAAACCCAUCUACCUAGACUCGGCUUACUGACUCCUUCCAUGAAGGAGCAUUAACUCUUUAAGCCAGCAACAGGCGCAUAAUGGAGCAUGUGUAGGAUAUAUGUACUUUAAGUUAUGUGGAGGAUCUGAGUCAGGUUGGCUCAGCUGGGGUCUAUAACUCUGUAAACAAACACAUGUAAAUCACAGUCCACUCAGAGUGCUGAUCCAGUUCCGUGUCUUAAACCCGGUGCUCCGUGGAGUGUGACAGUUCAAUCCGACCGGAGCACCUCCUCCUGGGUUUCCUCCCCGCUCCCUCCCGCUGCUGCUGGUUGGCUACAUUGUAUCAGUUCCCACACGAAGAACCACCGCGGCACUCAUCCAGAAACGGUGAAUACGGGGGGAAUUAACCUGGAUGGGAAGCUCUCCGCUGUGGGAUUAAUCGCCAGAAGGUCGCGGGAGAGGACUGGACUUGUGUCGGGCUCGAGGCGGCGCCGAUAAAAUGCCCUCAGGACUCGGGGUGUUUUCGAUGAGGACGGUAUCUCGAAGUGUGAUGGCAGAAGUCCAGUGAAUCGCUGGCCUCCCCUCCUCUCUUGUGUUGGAUGUCUUGGGGAGUGCGCUGCCACUGGUUUCUGGUGCUCCAGUCUUCCUCAGAGCUCUUAUCCUGAUUCACACUCUUGAUUUGUUGUUUUUAUGGAGUGCACACCACCAUGGACGGACCAGGGUUUGGAAUAGGAGUGGCUAGCUAAGUCGGGCACAAUGUGGUUAAAUGGGACAGGAACGAGUAAACCGUGAGGAUUCUCUAACCCCUGCCCCCGAGUCCCAACCGUCUGAGAGGGUGUCGGACCUCACUGAGGCAAUCCUGGGCCGUUGGCACUAAAAUGUCCCUAAGUGGUGGCACUGCAGGCGGGAAAGGUGUGGACUCUAAUGCGGUGGACACUUACGAUAGCGGGGAUGAGUGGGAUAUCGGUGUUGGAAAUCUGAUUAUUGACCUUGACGCGGACUUAGAGAAGGACAAACUUGAGAUGUCUGGCACCAAGGACGGCAUGGCGGCACCACCCAGUGCAGUGGCAGCGUUGCCCGACAACAUCAGGUUUGUUAGUCCAGUGUCUGGCUCUCAAGGCAAGGAAAGCAAAUCCAAAUACAAGCGCAGUAAGAACUCUAAAGACAAUAGUAGCAAAGCUUCAGCUGGAGAUGGGGGCAAAAAAGAAACUACAGGACGGACUCAAGGGGAGCCAACAGGCGCAGCAGCCGGUGCAGGCGCUGCUGGCAACAAUUCCACCUCUGGGAAGAACAUGGAAAAAGGGGGCAAAGCCUCCAGAGGUGUUCUGGGUGGUAAAAAAGAGAAAGAAGGGGCUAGUGGGAAAAGUAAGAAGGACAAAACAGAUGGAGCCCCAGUCGUGGCAAUAGCUGCUGCGGAGAAGGAUGUUGUGUCUCAAGCCCAAGUUGCUUUGGGGAAUAGUCGUAAUGCGUCCUUUGAGAACACACAAUCAACAGACUUGGCAGAAGCCAAUCAAAUGGGGAAUAUUGCACUUGAACCUGUAGGGAUAGUACCAGCAUUGACCACAAAAACUGAACCAGAGGAAGUGGAAAAUGGUAAUAGUGACUGCAAGACGUUAAAGAAGGUGAAAAAUGAAAAGAUGGAAUCUCCUGUCUCCACGCCAGCUCCUCCGCCCCUCCACCUCCUGGCCACAGUAGGCAACAGUGAGAUUUCCUCGCCGUGUGAGCAGAUAAUGGUGCGCACACGCUCGGUGGCCGUGAACACAUCCGAUGUGGCCCUGGCUACCGAACCUGAGUGCUUGGGGCCCUGCGAGCCCGGUACAAGUGUCAAUCUCGAAGGCAUUGUGUGGCAGGAAACUGAAGACGGCAUGCUGGUGGUCAAUGUUACUUGGAGAAACAAGACGUAUGUGGGCACCCUGUUGGACUGUACACGGCAUGACUGGGCUCCCCCCAGGUUUUGCGAAUCUCCCACAAGCGAUCUAGAGAUGAGGAAUGGCCGUGGUCGAGGUAAGCGAAUGAGACCGAACAGCAACACCCCUAUCAACGAGAACAGCAACUCGUCAGACAACAAGGGCACCACCAACAACAAGACGCGUGCUGCCUCUAACAGCAAGGGCCGAAGGGGCAGCCAGACGCCGUCAGAGCGCCGCACCCCACCUAACAGCAACACAGAGGACAUCAAGGCCAGUCCCUCCUCAGCUGGAAAACGCAAGACCAAACCAGCCUCGGACAUGGAACCCAAUUCCAGCUCAGAGGACACCAAAGGCAACAAACGCAUGCGGACAAACUCCAACAGUGGAGGGGUGGGACCAACAGGUCUCCCUAUUCCUUCUAUUAAGACUGAGCCACUUCCACCUCCCCUCGAUCGCAGCUGCCCCUCUCCAGUUCUUAUUGACUGUCCACACCCUAACUGCAACAAAAAGUACAAGCACAUCAACGGUCUCAAGUACCACCAAGCCCGUGCCCACAAUGAUGAUGACAUCAAGUUGGAAAUAGAUGGAGACAGUGAAUAUGGAGAGGACUCCACUCUCCACCCUGAACCAGGGAACUGUAAUGGAGCAUCUAUCUCACAGAAAGGAUGUCUGUCUCCGGCACGUUCAGUUACUCCAAAAGGCAGGAACUUUGAUGCUCAAAGUCCUUCCCCAUCUCCAGGCAAGUUUGGUUCAAAGCAGAGUAAAAAGAAAAUUGCUGAGACAGAUGCGGAGAUGGGAGGGACACCGACGGAUGGAUGUGAAGACGGGCCAUGCCUCACUGAUGAGGCCAGUAACGAUGGUAUAGAUGAUAAGAGAGGAUCAGACAAGUCUAAAAAGGCUGGCACAAAGGCUGAUAAAAUGGCCCAGAAAAACAUGAAGUCACCACGACCUGUUGGCCCUGGCUCGACAGCAGCCCAGCAGAUGUACCCUUUUCCUCCUGGAAACCCAAAUUCUUCCCCAGGGCUUACCCCAAUGAUACAAGGAAUUCCCAAGAGUCCCCAAAUGAAGGGCGCACAGCCUAAACCUCCUGUCAUUGGAGAUCCUGUCACAAGUAGCUCCAAAGACAAGAAGAAGAAAGACAAGAAGAAAAAAGAUGGCGGGAAGGAGGCUGACAGCCCCAAGCCUCCAGGAAAGGGAGGGAAACUGGAGGAAGGAAAGCUUCCAUACCCUGAACCUUCUGAUCAAGGAAAUAAGGGGGAAGGACUCCUCAAUGGUUCCUCAGAUCCUCAUCAGAGUCGCUUGGCCAGUAUCAAGGCUGAGGCUGACAAAAUUUACAGCUUUUCUGACAAUGCCCCGAGUCCAUCCAUUGGCGUAGCCAGUCGGAUAGAUGGCAGCGGGAUGCCACAGCCCCUCACGCCACUUCACGGGGUGAACCAGAAUGGUGCUGACAACUCUUCAGUAAAAACCAAUAGCCCAGCAUAUUCAGACAUUUCAGAUGCUGGUGAGGAUGGUGAAGGGAAACUAGAAGGCGUCAAAGUCAGGACAGAGGACCAAGGCGUCAGGGAAAGUGUCAAAAAGGCGCUCUUUCCAAACCAGACACCCAACAAAGAUUCCCCGUACUAUCCUGGCUAUGAGACGUAUUACUCACCCAAUUAUGUGAACCCCAGUCCUGGUGGGCCCAAUCCAGGCACACCAGUCGCUGAAGGUCAGGUUAAGAUCAAAAGGGAAGAGGAGCAGGACCAAGCUGAGGAAAAAGUCAAGGUUGAGGUUCAUGAAGACCGCAAACCUGACAGCAGUGCUCCCAGCCAGCAACAGCAGCUGCAGCAACAGCAGCAGCAGCAGCAGCAGCAGCAGCAACCCUCAGUCAUCCAACAGCGAUCCAACAUGUACAUGCAACCUCUUUACUACAACCAGUAUGCUUAUGUGCCCCCAUAUGCAUACCAUCCUGAUCAGGCCUACCAUAACCACUUGAUGAACACCAACCCAGCCUACCGGCAACAAUACGAGGAGCGGCAGCGACAGAUGGCAGAACAGCAUCGCGCUGAAAAGAAGUCAGACGUGGCCAUGAAAGAACGAGAAACCUCCAUGAAGGAGGAGUGGAAACAAAAAAGUCCAAUGCCACCAAGCCUCUCCAAAGCCCCAAGUCAGUCAGACCUUGGAAAGACGCCGCAGCCUCCAAGCAAAUCUAGGGACUCACCCUCUGAGCCCUCCUCCAAAUCCCUGGGAAGCAUAAAGGGGGAGGACCCAAAGUCCCAGCAAGCUGAGGGGCUAAAGAUGAAGCUGACUGAAGGGGGGCACCAUGGAAAGGAAGACUCCAAGCAAGCACUGGAGUCAAGAGGUCAGGCAGGGAUGGAGCAGGCCAUGUGGUACAGACAGCAGUACCCUGAGAGCCAGAAGCCCCAAGCAGAAGAGGAACACCAGCAACAACAACCUCGAUGGAAAGAUGAAAGGGACAGAGAACGGGAACGCGAUCGUAAAUUAAAGGAUGACAGGCCCAGACCCAAGGACAGUCAAAGUGGGCCCAAGGAGGACGGCAAAGAGGGCAGUGACCCCAGAAUCACUUCUGAGGAACACCGGGCCAUGAGCAAAGACUCUCGUUCUAAUCCCCACAUGCAGUUCUCAUCACCACUAGCACAGCACCAAGGCUACAUGCCCUACAUGCAUGGUUACCCCUAUGGACAAGGCUAUGACCCCAACCACCCUGGAUAUAGAGGCAUGCCCUCGGUCAUGAUGCAGAAUUACCCAGGUUCGUACCUUCCCGGAGGCUAUCCGUUUUCUCCGUAUGGCAGCAAAAUAGCCGGAGGUGAGGAAGGCGGCGACAAAUCUCGCGCCAGCCCUACCGUCACCAAAACGACAGCGGACUCCAAAGCCCUGGAUAUCCUGCAUCAGCACGCCAGCCAAUACAAGAGCAAAUCCCCCACAGUGGGUGACAAGCCACCCCAUGAGAGGGAGCGGGAGCAGGACAGAGGAGCCGGUGGAGACAGAGAUCGGGAAAGGGAGCGCGAGAGGGAAAGAGAAAGAGACGUGGACCGACCACGCUCCUCGCCCUCGCAGCGCAUCAUGCCCUCUCACCACCACCUGGGAUACCCCCUGCUCUCAGGGCAAUAUGACCUGUCCUACGCCACAGGUCUCUCCUCAUCAGCUAUUGUUGCCAGCCAACAAGCAGCAACCCCCUCCCUCUACCCACCACCACGGAGGUGAGAACGGGAAACCGGACCGUCACACCUCAACCCUGCAAAGAUUCAUGUGACUGGCUCACAUGAGAAGAAAAUCUCCCGGGUGUUACCUUUUAGACAUCAGUUGAAUGGUGUUUCUAUCUAUAUUUUUAGUUCCUCUGCCCCGAGGCUAGGCAGAUUGUUGUUUUUUUGGGUUUUUUUUUGUUCUCCCCCUCGUAAAUGACCCCAAAUUUUCCAAACCUUGGACUGUAACAGGACUGAUAAUAACCCAGGUUCAAAGCCAUCACUCUGCCUCACCACGCAGAGGAAACACCAACCCGCUGAUUAUCUAGUCUUUGCACUGUCAACAAAUACAAUGCAAAAAGAGACUAUUGGACUGCCAGAACAGCUUUUUUGUUGUUGUUGUUGUUUUUGGUUUUUUUCUUUCUUUGACUGCAUUGUUUUUUCGUCACACGCAGAAAGAAAUUGGCAGGGGGGUUCUGAUGAGCUGGGUGGCUGAUGGGAAAGGGGAGUCAAACUAAAUUAAAGACUGAAAAGAAAAAGUGAAUCAUACUGAGAUGAUUUCGACUCUACGUCUUUGGCUUAUUGUAUGCCGCGAAACAACAGUAUAUCCUUAACUUGACAAAUGUUUGGCUAUAUUUCGUGGGGGAGAGGGAAUAUGGCAACAGCUGCUUCUUCAGAGACUUGAGAGCCUGAGACUGAAGUUUUUUCAUUUUCCAUCAUCAUUGUCAAUUCCCAUCCUCUUUGAACCCUCAGUUCUUGUUUCAGGGAUGAUGUCGUCAUGUUAUUUUUUUUUUUUUUUGCGAAGGGACCGCACACACCUCAAUGGAGAAUAAACACUAUUCAUGUUUUCUUUUCUCAGUAACACUUCUACUCCAUAUCAUUGUGUUCAUCCUUGAAUGUGUCUGAUGCUGGUAUGAGUCCUGUUUUUCCUCACAGUGAAAGAGGUCACAUCUGUCUUUACACUCAACACGGUGAAGCCACAUUAGCAAGCGAUGAGUUCACAGGGGCGUCGUCGUCACUGCGUUCGGCCUCUCGUUGGGGUUUUGGUGUUUUUUACUGUAAGACUGUGCUUCGUUCAGCUCGUCAAGUUUGAUUGUUUUUCUGUAAACAAUGUGAAAUUUCACUCAUGUAACUUUUUCUGCUGUAAUAUAGACUUUUAGCCGACUUUUCUGUGCAUAAAUGUUUAUAUUUAUCCCAGCACGCAACUGUUUGGAAACUGUCACUGUUAAAUAGCUUUCAGCCUUCACAGCGUUUAACAUCAUGUGAUCAGAUCAUUGUUCCCUCAACGUCUUCAAGUGCGUCUUCUUCGCCCCAGCGUUGGUUGUCUUGCUGCACUUUUAAUGUUUUGGUUUUUUUUGUAUUCACUUGGCCUCUACUUUUUCAACAUCACAAGCUUGGUUCACAUCUCACAUCAUCCCAACAUGCAGCGUGCAGCUAGACUGCCUCCAGACAUCUGAGUCGCUGUCUCGGAUCUUUCUCAACGAUCCUACAGCAAAUCUGACAGAUUAAAGGUCCAGGGUGUAGGAUUUAGGGGUUUUCGGUUGUGUAUAAUCACCUGAAAGUAUGAAUUGACUUUUUUUUUUGUUUCCUCAAAAUGAGCUGUUUAUAUUUACAUUUAUAUUUAGAUAAGGCCAUUCACACUUUCACGUUGGACAGCGUAGUUAGCAGCCCCUUCAUGACAAGCCAAAUUGCCUUGGAAAAAUGCUGAUUUUAAAGUGAAACUGUUUUAUUCAGGGUUUUUACCAGUUUAAAUCACCUGGUCUGUUUGUUUUGGAGAGGAGGAGACCUCUACGGAUAAUUCGUCUCCCAGUAAAAACCUCCUGAACAUCUGUUGCCCAGAACAGACGAACCAAACACUGGCUCUAGAUAGGGCCAUUUGCGCUUUCUUUUAGGCCAGUGAAGUUAGCAGCCCCCCUGUGAUGAGCCAAACCUCCUUGGAAAAACACUUAUUUUUAAGAUGAAACUGCUUUAUUCAGUGUUUUUACCAGUUUAAAUCACCAGGUGUGUUUGUACUGGAGAGGAGGAGACCUCUGCGGAAAAUUCAGCUCCCAGUAAAAACCUCCUGAACAUCUGGAUCUUAAGUUAUCAGAGAAAGAAAGUGAGCACACAGUAGCGUCUAGGGGCUGAAGAAACAUGUGAAACUACUUCAUUCAAUGUUUUUACUGGUUUUAAUCACCUGUUUUGGAGAGGAAGAGAUCUCUGCAGAUAAUCCUGAACAAUGAACACUGAAGGAAUUCUAACCGGGAGAAGUUUCAGCUGGUUGCACUGUGCCAUUGUCACCACUAGGUGCCACUAAAUCCCACUGAAUCCUACACACUGCUCCUUUAAAAUCAAAAUGGUAGAUCAGUCUGACUCUCAGGCUGUUCGCUGACAAAAGGGCAAAAAUUUCUCAUGGUGCUUCGCUUGCUCGUGUGGCUUCACCCUAACACACAUUCACCUCGGACAGUUAGCGUGGUUUCCUCACCGGCUAGCUCUGGAUGAACUGGGCCAAUGAGUCUGGUACCUCAGACAAAGUGUUUGAAAUUACCUUAAAAUAAAAUCUCUCAGCUGUUACAAACAUGAGCCAAUCAGAUGCAGAAAAUGAACUUAAAUAAAGAAGAAGGGUGAGCCGGUGAAAAGCUUGGAGCAACGUGGCGAAAACGGGUUCAAUGGGACCUUGAUCAUGUGCACACGCACACACAGCUGAAGCAGGAAGGCUCAAAGUUCAGCUGAGAAGAAGCACGUUGCUCUGGGCUUUUCCUUUGGAUCUCAAACUGGUGGUGCCACUCUGUAAAUUCACUUUAAAGCUACACAAAAAGCGACAGUCAUCACGGCCUGUUCUACCAGAGGACCCUCUUAGGCUUUAAAUUACAGUUCUCUCGUACCUCAGGGGUUGUAAGUGAAAUUCUAUCCAGAUGCUAUUUGCAUUGAUUUGAGAGGGCUUCUGUUUAUGGUUGGUGGGGGAGGGGAAGCACAUUUUCUGCUCUGAGCUGGAGGUGCUGCUGUAGUGCUUUCAUUCAUACAUGACAAAUUGGCUCAGGAGAGGGACUUGUUAAAGGUUUAAUGCCACACCGUGCUGUCAUGGGUCGUGAACGGUCUUUACGUCCCUCUGACGCAGAAUAUUGACCAUGUUGUCAUUAAAUUUUAUUGAUUUUUACACUUUUAAAUGUUCCCAUUGUCGUCGUUUUUUCCUCAUUAAAUACUGUAUGUGAUCCACCAGUUGAUCUAACGCCCCCUGAGGUCGGAUGUUUGUCGACACUCAUGAUCGUGAAACCGCAGCUCUUCAUUUCGAGGUUCCUCGGACAUUCCCAGUAAAUACGUUGCCAGUUUCUCGUCCCACGGAAAGUUUGCAAGACGGUAUAUCUUUUUUGACAUUUUUGCGCAUUUUAAAGAAGAAUGGCUGACAUGAAAAAGCUGAAUGUGGUGGUGUUUGACUUGUACUUAAUCUGUAAGGGUAAUCUAGGCAGCUGUGAUGUUGUCAUUAAAGUCGGUGGGUUUUAGUACCAGCAGACUGCAUACAGUACAUAUAGUUUUAUCAGACAUUGGUUGUGACAAGUGCAUUUGUUCUCUCUCUGAGAGUAGUAAUGUUAUCUCAGUAGUAAGCAAAGCCCAGUGAAAAUCAUAUAUACUGAAGUGUAUGAAAAGCCAGAAAAGUAAUGUUUGCUAUCAACAUAUUGGAAAGUGCUUGGCUCUUGUAUUUUGCAGGACUGUAUUUGUUUCAUGGUGAAGAGUAUAUUUAUUGGCCAGCAGUUGUCUCAAUUGGUGCCUAGUUGAACAUUCUUCUGUGAAAACACAGAGACACUUGCUCGUUUGUCCUUUUCCCGACCCGCCUACUGUCACACAAAACUCCCCCCCCCCCUCCCCCACCACCUCCUCCCUCCUUCUCCUCCUUCUCCUCCUCCUCCUCCUCCACCCAGAGUACCAGUCAUGGUGCUUGCAAGGAUGUUUACAAUGUCUUCAUUUUCUUUCUGUGUGAGAAAAUUCAGAACUCUUCACCCUCUCCUCCUUUCUCCCUCCCUUCAGGAGUUUGUGUAAAGUGUACAUUAUCAUGGUUCUUUUUUAUACAAUACUCUGUAACUUGCCUUUGUAAAUUUGGGCUGGAAAAAAAUAAA